CUCCAAAGUCCUUAAGUCCUUAAUUAGGUUUCUUGGCAUGUACUAUCAACAUAUUCGUCAAGUCGCAGUUUGAAUUUCAAAGAACCACCUCUCAUUUCUCUCACAAAUAAACAAUUGGAAUCCGGUUGUUAAGAGUGAACUUUCAUCUCUGGUUUGUUCAAUUGUUUAUUACCAAAAGAGAAAGAACUCAGCGAAAAAAGAAGUUGCAUCUGCAUCACAUUCUGUUUCCUUUUUCUUUUCUUCUUUAUUUUUAUUAUAAUUUUCCCCCUCCUCCUCCUCCCAUCCUAAUAUGGAAAUUCCAAAACAUGACUCUCAAUCAAAGUAUCAAUCUUUUUGGCUCCUUCUUCUACCCAACUCCAAAAGAAUUGAAAAUUCAGCUUCCCCUGCCCUUCACUCAAAUCCCAAUAGUUGUGAUUCUGUUUGGGUGGUGAAGGAGGGAAAAAGCUUAAACCUUGUUGCAUUGGUGGUGGCAGGACCAUGGCCAGCACAAGUGGCACGAAGGGUCCUUUUGAGACAGAUUGGCAGCCAACAAAGAGGUUUGUGAGGGCUCAUACUAUAAAUGUCGACGACUUCCGAGACGAGGAAGGUGUUUUGGUCACUGAGAUUGUGCCUUCUUCACUUUCUGUGCUUGUGCCUGUUCUCAGAGCAGCCCUUGCUAUUGAAAAGGAGAAUCCAAGAGUUGCCUUUAUUUGUCGUUUCCAUGCAUUUGAGCUGGCCUAUAAAAUUGAUCCUACAUCAAUUGGGCAGGGUGUUCGUCAGUUCAAGACCUACCUAUUGUCCAAACUUGAGAAGGAAGAGGAGGUUACACUGAAAUUUCCGAGGAGAAAGAGUGAUGUUAAAGAGCUGCAGGACUACUACCUACAAUUCUAUGAAAAGAAAAUCCGUGAUGGAGAAUUUACCCAGAGACCGGAGGAGAUGGCUAACAAUGUUCACAUUGCCACUGUAUUGUAUGAAGCAAUGACGAUUAUAAUACCUUAAGAAAGAUUUCAGGAAAAGACAAAACGAUAUGGUGAGGAUGUUGAGAAGAUGAGGGGACAAUAUGAACACUAUAACAUUCUUCCACUAUAUGCUCUUGGUGUUAAACCAGCAAUCAUGGAACUUCCCGAGAUCAAAGCAGCAAUUGAUGCUAUAUGUAGGGUGGAUAAUCUUCCAAUUCCAGUAAUUCGUGCAAGACCUGAUGGUUCUAAUGAUGAUUCUACAAUGCCUAUGGACAGGCUUAAAAAAGUGAAUGAUAUACUUGAUUGGAUUGCCUCAGUUGUUGGGUUUCAGAAAGGAAAUGUAGCAAAUCAAAGGGAGCACCUUAUAUUAUUACUUGCCAACAUGAAUAUAAGGAACAGUGCUGAAUCAACUAAUCAGCUCCAUGCAGAAACUGUGGAAAAGUUGAUGGCUACAAUUUUCAAAAAUUAUAAGUCAUGGUGUGAUUAUCUACAUUGUGAAUCCAAUCUUAGGUUUCUAGAGGAUUAUGACAAGCAACAGAUGGAGUUGAUUUAUAUCGCACUUUAUCUUCUAAUAUGGGGAGAAGCUUCAAAUAUUCGCUUUAUGCCUGAGUGUCUUUGCUAUAUUUUCCAUCAUAUGUCCCGUGAAAUCUAUACGAUUUUAUUUGAGACUGUGACUGGGAGCAAAGAGCAGCUAGAAGGACGUGAUGAUGAAUUUUUUCUGAGGGAAGUUAUAAGUCCAAUAUAUCAAGUUUUGAUGAAGGAAGCAAAGAGAAACAACAAAGGCAAGGCAAGUCAUUCCAAUUGGAGAAAUUAUGAUGAUCUCAAUGAAUAUUUUUGGUCAAACAAAUGUUUUCAUGAUCUAAGCUGGCCAUUGAAUUCCAAAGCAGAUUUUUUUAGGCAUUCAGAUGAGACACAUGAGACAGCACGUCGGGGACGUAGCCAAGCAACCAUUGGAGUUUAUAAGAGGAAGUCCAAAACAAAUUUUGUUGAAGUUCGAACCUUUUUGCAUUUGUAUAGGAGUUUUGAUCGAAUGUGGAUAUUCUUUAUAUUGGCACUACAGGCAAUGAUUAUCAUAGCAUGGAGUUCCUUGGGACCUGUUGGCGUGUUUUUUAAUUCAGAUGCCUUUGAAAAUGUUAUGACUAUAUUCAUUACAUAUGCUUUUCUCAGGUUUCUUCAAGCAACUCUUGAUAUUAUUCUCACAUGGAAUGCAUUGAGGAAUAUGAAGUUCACUCAAUUGCUUCGAUAUUUUUUGAAAUUUGUGGUAGCAGCUAUUUGGGUUGUUGUUUUGCCAAUCUGUUAUUCCAAGUCGCUACAGAAUCCAUCAGGAAUUAUAAAAUUUUUCACCAAAUGGGCUGGGGAAUGGUAUGCUUUGUUCCAAGAGCCAAACAAUUAA
Molecule: messenger RNA, 2331 nt
Organism: Cajanus cajan (pigeon pea)
Lineage: Eukaryota; Viridiplantae; Streptophyta; Magnoliopsida; Fabales; Fabaceae
Product: callose synthase 7
Cellular component (GO): plasma membrane
Molecular function (GO): 1,3-beta-D-glucan synthase activity
Source: RefSeq, a predicted model, not a curated record